AUGCCUCAGACAGACAAGCAAGUAUGCAUCCCACCGGAGCUGCCAGAACUGCUAAAGCAGUUCACCAAAGCUGCCAUUCGGACCCAGCCUCCGGAUCUCAUCCAGUGGGCAGCCGAGUAUUUUGGGGCCAUGUCCCGUGGGGAGAUUCCUCCAGUGAGAGAGAGGUCUGAGCAAGUCACUUUGUCCAACUGGGCUGAGCUGACACCUGAGCUGUUGAAAGUCCUGCAUUCUCGGGUUGCUGGCAGGCUGAUCAUCCAUGCAGAUGAGCUGGCCCAGAUGUGGAAGGUGCUGAAUCUCCCAACAGAUCUGUUUAACAGUGUGAUGAAUGUGGGUCGCUUCACAGAGGAGAUCGAGUGGCUGAAGUUUUUAGCCCUUGCUUGUAGCUCUCUUGGGGUUACCAUUGCCAAAACUCUCAAGAUAGUGUGUGAAGUGUUAUCCGGUGACCACGAUGGAGGGCCACCCCGGAUCCCCUUCAGCACCUUCCAGUUUCUCUACACGUAUAUCGCUGAAGUGGAUGGGGAGAUCUCCUCAUCCCAUGUCAGCAGGAUGCUCAACUACAUUGAACAGGAAGUAAUUGGUCCUGAUGGCUUAAUCAAGGUGAAUGACUUUACUCAAAACCCUAGGGUUCGCCUGGAAUAA
Cricetulus griseus (Chinese hamster) is the source of this 639-nucleotide messenger RNA. NCBI's taxonomy places the organism in Eukaryota, Metazoa, Chordata, Mammalia, Rodentia, Cricetidae. The record is from RefSeq and is a predicted model, not a curated record.